CACGCCUUCACCCAGGUUUCUUCCGUGUCGUUGCUGAUGCUCAUCUUUUCUACGGGUCUUCAGAAGUUCAGUUCGGUUUUCCCUGUUGACCGUUACUGGACUCAGAACUUCCUACCUGGUCUGGGCACUGCGGGCCAUGCCAACCCUUGGACAUGGGAACCUCUCAGAGGCGGACUUCGUGCUGGAGGGAUUUGAGGGCGGACCUGAGCUCCAAGCCCUGCUCUUUGCGCUGUUCCUGGUCCUGUACGUGGUCACCGUCCUGGGCAAUGUCGUCAUGAUCCUGCUCAUAACUGUGGAGGGCCGCCUGCACUCCCCGAUGUACUUCUUCCUCAGGAGCCUCUCCUUCCUGGACCUGUGCUACUCCUCCGUCAUCGCGCCCGAGGCCCUCUCCAACUUCCUCUCCGCCACCAAGGCCAUCACCUUUGCAGGCUGUGCCACCCAGUUCUUCUUUUUCUCUUUCCUGGUCACCACGGAGGGCUUCCUGCUGGCUGUGAUGGCCUAUGACCGCUUCGUGGCCAUUUGCAGUCCACUGAGGUACCCCGUGACCAUGUGCCCUGCGACCUGCACCCGUAUGGUGAUGGGCACCUGCUGUGGAGGCUGCCUCAACGCCAUCGUUCAGACCAGCCUCACGUUCCAGCUCCCCUUCUGCGGCUCCCACCGCAUCGACCACUUCUUCUGCGACGUGCCCCCGCUGCUGCAGCUGGCCUGUGCCGACACGGCCCUCAACCGGCUGGUCAUGUUCAGCGUCUGCGGGCUCAUCAUCGUGGCCACCACUCUCGUGGUCCUGGUCUCCUACGGCUACAUCACAGUGACCAUCCUCAGGAUGCGCUCGGCAGCCGGGCGGCGCAAGGUCUUCUCCACCUGCGGCUCCCACAUGACGGCCGUGUCCCUGUUUUAUGGGACUGUGUUUGUCAUGUACGCCCAGCCAGGGGCUGUGGAGUCCAUGGAGCAGGGCAAGGUGGUCUCAGUCUUCUACACCCUGGUCAUCCCGAUGCUCAACCCCCUCAUCUACAGCCUGCGGAACAGGGACGUGAAGGAGGCCCUGCGGAGGCUGGGCCAGAGACACAGCCACGUGAAGGACGGUGGCAGAGACAGACACAGCGCCCCGAGGGCUGGCGGGGAGAGCCACGGAGAGAUGCUGGGCACUUGGAGCCGGGUGGCCGGCGCAGGGGACGCCAGAGCCCGCGUGUCGCGUGAGAAGGAAGGCGCUGGGGCGGCUCCGGCCCGACCUGGUGCAAACAGCGAGGACAGCGUCACCAAGAGGACAGGCCGCUCGGCGCCCGGAAGGCUGCACCGUGCCGCUCGGGCGACAGGAGCGCAGCAGGGAAAGCGUGUCCAGGACGAGGCUCUGCCCCUGCACGGCCCACGGCCCUUCCACAGGCCCCAGCCGGAGGCCCGGAGGACGCUGCCGACAGCUGAUGGCAAACCCACCGCCGACUGUGUCUGA
Microcebus murinus (gray mouse lemur) is the source of this 1447-nucleotide messenger RNA. Lineage: Eukaryota; Metazoa; Chordata; Mammalia; Primates; Cheirogaleidae. The record is from RefSeq and is a predicted model, not a curated record.